GCAUCGAUAGGUAAAAUAUCAGUUUAAUUUUUAAGUAUUCAAAGAGUGAAAGACAUCGAGUCACAGUUCGAAUCUUCGAUAAGUGAAUAUAACGUACGUGAUAUGCAGACUGUCAAAUAGAAUUUCGUAUGAAGACUACGUCUCAGUCGCAUAAUAAAUUUGUUACUGUCGUUAAAUGAUAAAAUAUUGAGAAAUGUUGCUUCGGGAUUUUGAGUGCAAUCAACUACAAAACAAUUUUGAAAUAGAUAAAUACUAUAAGUGUUCUGGAAACUUUGACGCCAUAAAUUCAAUGGCAAACAAUUAUAAUAGUGAUAUUAACAAUCUAGAUCGUGAACAUUAUAAUAAAUCAUUUUACGACGACAAGAACACUUUAGGCUCGAGAAAAAUGAAACGAAUCGAGCUGGAGCAGCUGGUACUUCAAUCAAUUUCACCAGAAUUAGUGAUACAAGAACAGCAACAACAGCAACAGCAACUGCAACUACAACAGCAGCAACAACAACAACAAGUACUACAGAAUGAGCAGAGAGAGGAAUUUGAGCAGCCAUAUUUCAAUUUUGCGACAACGAUGAAUUACAAUAUGUGUAAAGCAACCGAGAAGAAACAGAUAAAGGCGAAACGUACCAGAACGGCGUACACUAGUUCACAAUUGCUCGAGUUGGAAAAGGAAUUCACCACCGGGCAGUAUCUUUGCAGAUCGCGACGCAUUAAAAUAUCGCAGAAUCUCAAGUUGACCGAAAAACAGAUUAAAGUAUGGUUUCAAAAUCGGAGGAUGAAAAAUAAAAAGGAAGAGAAUGCCAAGUCUAAGAAAUCCCCGCCUAAAUUGAUCGACGCUUCCAACCACGAUCAGAAAACUAGCGGGCAGACAACAUCCUCUUUGGAGACCUCCUUCGAGUCUUCGAGUACCGACAGUUCGACGUUAGGUGCCUCCUAUGUAUAUCCGAGCGAGGUAUCAUCGAACAACGAUCAGACGAUAGGAAAUUAUGGGAUUUUCACGCAAAAUUAUCCUGCGUCAAUCAACGAAUCAAUGCAGCAGCCGCAAGUGCAAUCCUACAAUGUGUUGCAUAACAAUAAUAUACUUUAUUCCUCCCAAACGAGUGCGUAUGAACAGCUGACCGUCAACACCGGCCAUUCAAUCGCCGCUCAAUUGCAGUCGAGCAACAAUUACCUUCAAUGGAAUCCGCUACACGUGCAGAACGGUAUCGACUUGCAAGACGCGAAUUCUUAUGCGCAGAAGCUGAACGGCUAUGCAAGCAACGACAACGUCAAUUGUCCGUCGAAUCAGAACGCAUCACUCCUUCAAGAGAAUAAUGUCUUCAAUGAUCUUUACAGUUUUGGAAAUUACAUGCAGUUAUAGGUAUGCAAUAUAUGCAUGGAGAACGGAGUGCAUAUGUAUGUAUAUAUAUAUAUAUA
Molecule: messenger RNA, 1410 nt
Organism: Nylanderia fulva
Lineage: Eukaryota; Metazoa; Arthropoda; Insecta; Hymenoptera; Formicidae
Biological process (GO): regulation of transcription by RNA polymerase II
Cellular component (GO): nucleus
Molecular function (GO): RNA polymerase II cis-regulatory region sequence-specific DNA binding; DNA-binding transcription factor activity, RNA polymerase II-specific
Source: RefSeq, a predicted model, not a curated record